AACCCUAAUCUCUCAUUUCCUUCUAUAAAACAACACAAAACCAAAAAAAAAAAAACACACACACACACACACAGAGAGACAAAUGGAUUGGUUCUCAUGGAUGUCCAAAACGGACCUAGACCCGACACUGAGCUACGAGUACGGUCUCAUCUUUGCCCGGAACAAACUCCGGCGAGAAGACAUACCCUUCUUCGACCACAAAUUUCUCCGGAGACUUGGCAUUAACGUCGCUAAACACCGGCUCGAGAUUCUCAAGCUUUCUCAGAGAGAAUCUAUCGGCUCCGGCGAUGGUUCUUGCCGGCCUCCGGCGACGGCAAAGCUUGUCUCUGCCGUGAAGAGGACGACGAGUUCCGUCGCCAAACGGCUCGGCAAGUGGCUUUUUCCCGGUGGGUCUGCGGUGGUCAAGCCAUUGAAGGAUAAGCUGCAGCCAUCAAAGCCGCCAACGCAGACGCAGACGCAAACGCAAUUGCAAACGCAGCCGCAGCGGUUGGAGGUGGUGGCCCAUCACCGCCGCGUUGAGCCAUUGAGUGGUGGAGCGUUUUUGGCAGGAAAAAAAUUCAAGGGAGAAAAAGUUGAAAUCCCGGUGGAGAAAUUACCUGUGAUCAAGACUAGGAGAAUAGCGAAAUCUGGACCGUUGGAUGGGAAACAAGGGAUGCAGGAGAAGAUGAAACUGGCGGCCAAACGGAGCAUGAAUCUAUCUGGACCGUUGGAUCGAAGCGUCCAAGAGAGAUUGGUAUUGGCUUACAGAAGUCCGGUGGUUUCUGGACCGUUAGAUGGGAAUCUCAACGAACGGCUGAGAUUAUCUGGGCCGUUGAAUGGAAGAACACCGAGCCCAAGGGUGUACGUUGAGUACAACAAAAGAGAAGAGGAGACAUUAUGGGCUGCUUUGUUUCAGGACUUGAAGCCCACUUAGAUAUUUUAAGUUAUUUUCAUUAUUUAUUUUAUGAUUUUAAACGAUGUGUUUUUUAAUCUAGUCAUUUUAUUUUAAAAAUGAUUAUAUUAUGUUUUUCCAUUUUAAUUUUGUUUAUCGGAUGAAGAUAAUUUACUA
Tarenaya hassleriana is the source of this 1048-nucleotide messenger RNA. RefSeq lists its product as uncharacterized. Gene Ontology annotation, molecular function: protein binding. The record is from RefSeq and is a predicted model, not a curated record. NCBI's taxonomy places the organism in Eukaryota, Viridiplantae, Streptophyta, Magnoliopsida, Brassicales, Cleomaceae. The coding region runs from base 83 to 913 and encodes 276 amino acids. The transcript is spliced from 3 exons.